This is a messenger RNA of Drosophila montana, 4977 nucleotides long. RefSeq names its product Frequenin 2 (gene Frq2). The transcript has 10 exons. The record is from RefSeq and is a predicted model, not a curated record. Gene Ontology annotation, molecular function: calcium ion binding; calcium sensitive guanylate cyclase activator activity. The coding region runs from base 429 to 992 and encodes 187 amino acids. Lineage: Eukaryota; Metazoa; Arthropoda; Insecta; Diptera; Drosophilidae.
UGUGGUGCCGUGCAAAUUUCUCAAAGUUCGUUCAGUUUUCCGCGCCUCGUCGCUUUUCUAAUUAAAUGUGCGCGCUAACCCGUUAAAUGGUUUUUGGCCCGUUUAUUUAUUUAAGCCGCAACUCUGAUAACUGUUGGCCGAAAUAACAACAAGAACAGCCUUAAAAGCAUUGACCGCAAUUGCGUGUGGGCGUGGCAACCACAAGUGCAUACAGGCAACGCGUGUGUGGAUUAUGUGGUAUCAGCAAUAACCCGCUUUACAUGAUUAAAUGUUCCAGAUCUAACCAGUGGCAAAUCGGGAUAAGACACGCUCCUCCAAUUACCUGUUAACGUUAACAGGCUGCCCGUUGCUGACCCAACGCCCGUGCGGGCCUACGCGUCUCUUUGCCACUCACACACACACAUAACCGCAAUCUACACGGCCACACAAUGGGCAAGAAGAACUCCAAAUUGAAGCAGGAUACCAUUGAUCGUCUGACGACAGACACAUACUUUACCGAAAAGGAAAUACGUCAAUGGCACAAAGGUUUUCUUAAAGACUGCCCGAAUGGUCUGCUGACUGAACAAGGAUUCAUCAAAAUUUAUAAGCAAUUUUUCCCUGACGGAGAUCCCAGUAAAUUUGCCUCUUUGGUAUUUCGAGUAUUCGAUGAGAAUAAUGACGGAGCCAUUGAGUUUGAGGAAUUUAUUCGGGCUUUGUCCAUAACAUCACGUGGAAACCUCGAUGAGAAGUUACACUGGGCCUUUCGUCUUUAUGAUGUGGACAAUGAUGGCUACAUAACUCGAGAGGAAAUGUACAAUAUUGUUGAUGCCAUUUAUCAGAUGGUGGGCCAACAGCCGCAAACGGAGGAUGAGAAUACACCGCAGAAGCGUGUCGAUAAGAUCUUCGAUCAAAUGGAUAAGAAUCAUGAUGAUCGCCUCACCUUAGAAGAGUUUCGUGAGGGUAGUAAAGCUGAUCCACGUAUAGUGCAGGCGUUAAGUUUAGGUGGUGAUUAACCGCAAGAAUUGUAAUUGCGUUUAAAUUCGAGAUUGUCACAGAGUUGGAAGCAUGAAGCAAAGACAACGAAUUCGUGCACAAUAAAUAAAUAUGGUUUGAUAUAAUGGUUAAGUAACUUUGCAAGAAGUUUAUACAUAUACAAACACAUCCACACACCCACAUACACAAGCAGACCUACACACACACACACACACACACACACACACACAGACACACAUAUGUAUUAUAUGUCAUUUGCCUAGUGGCAGCUUGUUAGCCCCAAAGCCGCGGCUUAAAAUAUCGAAACGCAAAUUGAAUACAGAAACUGAAACUUGAAUUUGUUUGAGUGAAAUUCCAAAAAAUGCAGAUAUUUAAUACAUAUACAUAUACUACAACGAUAAAAAUUAUAAAACAAUUAACAAUGCAGCCCACAGAGGAAUAUUAUGCAAAAUUCGUCAGAAAACACCAAUUUAAAUAAUAGCGACGCUUUUUUAAAAUUACUUACUUAUACAUGUAUGUGCAUAUAUGUAUGUAUAUAUAUAUAUACAUGUAUAUGUAUACAAAGAUAAAAGUAUGCACCACAUACCAUAUAUAUUCAUAUAUAUAUAUAUAUAUAUAUAUUUAUAUGUAUAUAUAUGCAUAUACAUUUGUAUAACUUAGGCUUUUGUUUUAUUGUGAGAGCAUUUUUAUUGAAAUGCUUGCAAAAGGAAAGAAAUCAAUUUUAAAGCCAACAGAAAACAAAUUAAAUAAAUGAAAUUUAUAGUUGAAUUUUUUUUUUCAUAAAUUAAUUACAUAUAAAUGCUAAUAAACAUAUAAAUCAGAUAUUGUAGGCAAAAUGCGCCAAGGGCAAAAUAUUAAUACAUAUAGUAAAUGCCUAAAUAUAAUGCUAAUGCUUUUUAAAAAAAAAUAUAUAUAUAUACAAAUACAUACAAAAACUUACUCGUACUUGUAUGUGCCCCAAGCCAAACCCUAAAUACUAUGCUAAUAGAUGCUUUCCCAUCUCGAUUGUUAAGCCUUUUGCUGAGCCAGUUGCAGCAGCAACAACUGUUGAUAAUCGAACGUGUUGAUAUUUGAAGUUUAUUAAUGGAAAAUUUGCUUAUUGGACUAAUUAUAUACGAUUUAUAUAUACAAUAUAUAUAUAUAUAUACAUAGCUGUCUAAACUCAAUGUCAGGAAACGUUUUGUGUUAUCAAAUUGAACUCGCAACUCAAAAGUCAUCGAGCACAAAAAGGGGCAACCCCCCACUGAACAAUUGGUUCAACUUAUUGACACGAACACGAAAGCUUAUUGCAUGGGGCAUGGCUCUAUAACUUAUUCGAACCCCUCUUUCAGCUAUUAAAAUCCUAGCAGCUGGACUAAUGUCCACGAGCGUGUUCCUUCGGCGUGACUGUGUAUGUGCGUGUUUUUUUUUUGUUUGUCUUUUGAAAUUUAUAGAUAUGUUUUAGUUGCUAGAUUUAAUUUUUAUUGCACUGCAGCAAGCUAAUGCGCAGACAAUCAAUUUGGUUCCAAACUCUAGACAUUGCUCCGAUAAUGUUAUUUGAAAACAAAAAUACUUUUAACUAAAUCCUUAGCGUAGGCAAAUUUGUAAAAUUUGUUUCGUUAUUUUCAUUUCAUGGCGUACAUGUAUUUAAUGUAUUAUUGGAAGAUAAUUCAAAUUGGCUUUAAGCUAAAUUAGCCUAUCUAUAUGUUAAUCGUUUAUACACAUACAUACAUAUAUGGUCUGCUCAUGGAUACUUGAAGUACAGUUCGCAGUUUGAAUAAAAGCUAUUGAAAUAUGUGUUUCUUUUUUUAUUAUUGAAUAUUACCACCCAUAACUAUACCAUAUUUCUGCAUGCCUUAUUAAACAAUAUCAAAUUUUUCGACUACAUUUAUUUUGGCAUUCUUUACGACAACUACUUAGAGCUUGCAACUUUCUGAAAACAUAUUCAAUGGAAAUUAAAACGAUAUAUUUACAUACAAUAUUUAUACAAGUAUAUACAUUUGAAAUGCCUUGAGAACUAUCGCAUUUUACAAUCAUCAAUGUGCAAACUCUCUGGAAACUCUCUGGUAAACAAACACACUCUACACACUCUAUACCUUCUAUACUCUUUAUACACUAUGCAUAACACUUUAUACUCUUCUGUUAAUUUUCUGCUUUCGUAUAUUCUCUUCUCUACAACAAUCUAAUCACCAAACUAAAAUAAUUUCUAUUUUAUAUGUGGUUCAGCUUUAUUAAAACAAAACAAACAAAAAUUAAAAAAAAAAAAAAAAUUAAAACAAAUCUCUAAACUCUGAAAAACUUUGACUACAAUAAGUUAAAAGUAACAAACAUUUAAAAAUAUCAAUAAAACCUAAGUUCAAAAUCACAUGAAUAUAAGUUAAAUAAAAUGUUAUAACUAAACUCCACAUCUAUAAACAAAAAGAAAACCUCGAUUGUACAUUCUCUAUUGCAAUAUGCUUUACCUAUACUCUAUCAUAUCUACAGCCACGUAAUACUCUUCUCUAUUCGUAAAUAUUGCUUUGUGUUUCUCUUUCUCUUGGUGUUAUCUUUUUUACCGUUCAGAGCUAAAUAUAUAUUUUGCUUUAUAUCUAGCCAUAUAUUAUUUUUUUAUAUAAUUGAUUAAACGUGUUUUCUAAAUAGCUUGCGUUGAAUUUUGUAGAAUUUGUACAUACAGUGAUCUUUCAAUAUGGUAAAUAGUAGAGAAAAUACAAAAAGUUUUUAAAGAGAUUUCGAAAUUUAAUUGGCAUUUAUGGGCAUUUGUAUAGACCCUACAAAAUAUAAACUGAUUCCAUCUAGUUAACUAGUUACUCAUAUUGAAUGUUUACUGUAUUUCAGUAUGUUUUUUUCAAAAUAAUUUUUACGCUCAACAAAUACAACUACGUUCAGCAAAUCUUAAUGCAAUCGGUAAUGUUUGCAGGACUUCAAGCAAUCAAGAGUUUAAUUGUGCAAAUACUCAUAGAUUGAUUAGAGCUUAAAACCAAAUCAAGUGCAAUGGCAUUAAAAUAUAAACUUGUGUUUUCCUCAUAUGGCAAAAAAACAAAAAACAAAAUUGUGAAAAUAUAAAAAUUACUCAAGACUUUUGUUCUAAACUAAUACUAAAAUAUACCUUAUACGAAAUUUCUGAAAAUAACUGCAAUAAACAAUUGAUUUAGUAAAUAAAUUGACGCUGUGGUUUCCGGUAAUGAAAGCUUGCUACUUGUACACAAUAUUGUUGCUGUGUCGCUCUGUUAAUUGCCCGGUACAGAUAUAAUUAUGUAUUUUAAAGGUCAAAAUUGUGUAUUUACGUAUCUGUCUCUUACCUAAUACUUUUAUAUGUAUGUAAUGCGCAGUUUGUUUCAUUUGGAAACUAUUUAAAUUGAAAUGCAAAGGCAGCCUAAUGCCGAAAGUUCACAAAGUUAGUUAAACUUGCAUAAUGCACAAAAUAUUUGCAUGCCUUUUUAUCCUCACCGAAAUUCUUCAGCAAAUGCAAACAAUUUACACAUAUUUAUAUUAUACAAAUAUUUAUAUAGCUAUAAACUAUAUUAUUAGCUAGCAUAUAAGUUGCUUACAUGGGGCAAGCCACACUAAAAGAUGUCAAAAUUAUGAUGAUAUUAAUCAAACUAAAUUCUGUCGAUUCAUUAAAGAAAUGUGGGUAAAAGAGAAGCUGCAGCAACAAUCAAUUUUUUGGCGCUUAUUUCACUUGACGAGAAAUAUUGAAACAAUUGUACAUAGAAAAUUGUAGCAGCUAAGUUAAAGAGGAAUAACAACAACUACAAGAAGAACAAUACACAAAGAAAUAUAUACACAGUUAUUAUCCGAUAAUCUCUUAUUAUAUUACAUAUAUACUCUAACACUUAUGAUAAUUCAAAGAGAAGAUUUUUUUUAUAUAAUUAAAUAAUCGUCAACUAAAGGCAAUUAUUUUCAUUGUGCGGUAAAUACAAACGUAAGCAAUAUUUUUGUUAGCAUUAAUGUGAGUUAAGCAAAUGUUUUUAAUAUUUAAUUAAAGCCUAACGCGGUGUUAAAUUACCAUUAAAAAUGCAAAAAUUA